AGUAUUGAACAUUUUCUAGAAAAAUGUAUGAUAAAGUUUAUGAAAAAUAAUAUUGUAUAAAUUCAGAGAGAAAUGUUGUCUGUCGGCAUCACACCAUCAUAUACAUAUAACAUGUUGCAAAGAUUGUACAGAAACAGUUUUUAUUCUGAAGAACAACAUAAAUCUGGAGAAACUACCUCCAGAGCUUGAAUAUAUACAGUAUAUAAUUCUAAUACUCCAUUAAUACUGUGAACACAACUUCGUUUGACUAAGUAACAACAAAUGAAGUAUUCACUUGAAUACACAGCUGGCACUUUUUAUCCUCCAUACACACUACAGCUCAUAGACUGCACGUAGCCUAAAAUGCCCUGCUUUACAUAGAUUUACAUAUAAGCUAUGGUCAUUUCCUCUGUUUUUUUUAUUUUAUUUUUUAUAUACGUAUUAUAUUCUGCCAGCACUGUCCACGUAGGGAGAAAUAUGGGUCUUUUUGUUAAAAACAUAGGCAGGCUUUCAAAAACACAGGUCACAGAACAAAGAAAAAAAUGACACCGCUGUAACCCAAUUAAAAUCAGCCAUGAGGCAUUAAUACACACACACACACACACACACACACAGGGGAGACAGAGAGAGAGAGCGUGAGGACAGGUGGAACAGGUCUUUCUGGCCCAGGGACACACCUGACUCCUCGAGAUAAAGCAGAACUCAGAAGUGAAGACAACACAGAACCAUCGAAAGCAAAGAUGUCCUUCUCAAACUACCUUACUAAGAAAGUCGUGGGUAUGGUGGCGGACGCAGUGGAGGAUGCGUUAACAAAGGACGAAGACGAUGAAGACAAAAAAGAUGGAGGAGGAUUUCUGUCUGAUAUCUUUAAAGGAGACAAAAAGAAAAAAGAGGAGGAGGAAGAUGACAAACUUUUCUCGUUUGGAGGCAGAAAAAAUAAGAAAGAUGAUGAUGAUGAUGAUGAUAAGGGAGGGUUCUUCUCUAAGUUAUUUCACAAAGACGAUGAUGACGACAAAGACAAAGGCAAAGAGAAAAAAUCUGGAUUUGCAGGUCUUUUCUCUGAGCAAGCUGCAGGGGACGCUGUUGCUGCUGAGGAUGAUGAGGGACAUGAAAGAGAAACAGGAGAUCAAGAUCCUGGAUUUAGCGAUGGAGGUAAAUCUUUUCUUCUUCUUCUUUUGAUGUACAGCAUUUUUGCUAGUGGGGGCUGUUAAUAUCAUGUGCAUCUGAAGUUAAACAUCAAUUGUUGUUCUUUUUAUUGACAGAUUUGCUCAGUGAUCUAAUGGAAGUUGCUGAUGAAACAUCAAGAGGCAACUAAAGAAGAAACCCUGACUUUUAGAAAGAAAAUAGUAAAUGAUCUUCAGUCCAGCAUCACUGAAGAACUAGCUUAAGCUAUCAGUAAGAAAUUAUUAAUAAUAAUAUAUAAAAACACGUUUUUUAAACUAAUUUCUUUUUCAGAGGAAAUAUACCUAACCACAGUUAGCUGCUCUUUUGUUGCUUUUGUUCAACACUAAUCAGAAAAAUGGUUAGUUUGUUUUGUUUAUUACUGCAAAUGCUAGGUGAGCUUACUAUUACUGUAUGUUUAAUUUGUUUAGUUUAAUUAGUUUUAAUUGACUAUAUAUACAGUGUCCAGGAUUGUUUAAUUUUAUUCAAUUAUUGCCACUGUUUUCAAAGUAAAAUGUUUAAAUCUAUAAACACAGAAGGAAGAAAUAUUGAUUUAUGUUUUGCAAAGUGAAAUAAAUCCUUCAAAUGAGUGCA
Messenger RNA from Cynoglossus semilaevis (tongue sole), 1734 nucleotides. Its product is annotated as prostatic spermine-binding protein-like. The record is from RefSeq and is a predicted model, not a curated record. The transcript has 2 exons. Lineage: Eukaryota; Metazoa; Chordata; Actinopteri; Pleuronectiformes; Cynoglossidae. Bases 720 to 1190 code for a protein of 156 amino acids.